Penicillium chermesinum is the source of this 1719-nucleotide messenger RNA. RefSeq lists its product as uncharacterized. Gene Ontology annotation, biological process: translation; transmembrane transport. The transcript has 9 exons. Bases 1 to 1707 code for a protein of 568 amino acids. Gene Ontology annotation, molecular function: structural constituent of ribosome. Lineage: Eukaryota; Fungi; Ascomycota; Eurotiomycetes; Eurotiales; Aspergillaceae. The record is from RefSeq and is a predicted model, not a curated record. Gene Ontology annotation, cellular component: ribosome.
AUGAGUCUCAAUCGUGAAAAUGGACCUCAGCAGGAGGAGCUGAAGGAGCAGAAAAAGGCCACUUUGCAGGCCAUACCACUCCCUACAAGUGCCAUUAAGGGAUCUAUCACCGAACCCCCUGGCAUCAUAAGACAAGCGAAGAACAAACUCUCAGAGCCCGUUGUUGCUGCAUUCAUGGCCGGUGGGGUUGCUGGCGCUGUUUCUAGAACGAUUGUGUCGCCACUUGAGCGUCUCAAGAUCUUACUUCAAGUACAAAGUGUUGGACGAGAGGAGUAUAAACUGUCGAUAUGGGAGGCUCUAAAAAAGAUGGGCCGCGAGGAAGGUUGGCGAGGAUUCAUGGCAGGAAAUGGUACCAACUGCAUUCGCAUCAUCCCUUAUUCGGCAGUGCAGUUUGGAAGCUAUAACUUUUACAAGGGUUUCAUCGAAUCUCCAGGUGGCGAAAUGUCGGCGCUUCAACGUCUGGCGUGUGGAGCUCUCGCCGGUAUUACUUCAGUUACAUUCACAUAUCCCCUAGACAUUGUACGCACGAGGCUGUCUAUCCAGACGGCCUCGUUUGCGGAUCUCGGCACACGAGAUGCCUCUCAAAAAUUACCCGGCAUGUUUCCCACCAUGGUCUCUAUCUACAAAAAUGAGGGGGGGAUGCUCGCUCUUUAUCGAGGCAUUAUCCCUACCGUCGCGGGAGUCGCACCAUAUGUUGGACUGAACUUCAUGAUCUAUGAGUCCGUCCGAACUUACUUUACGCCGGAAGGGGACAAGAAUCCUAGCCCGUGGCGGAAGCUAGCCGCCGGUGCAAUCUCUGGCGCCAUUGCUCAAACUUGCACAUAUCCCCUUGAUGUAUUACGACGACGCUUCCAGAUCAAUACGAUGUCUGGAAUGGGCUAUAAAUACAAAUCUAUCUUCGAUGCCGUACGAGUGAUUAUGGCCGAGGAAGGAAUGCGAGGCAUGUUCAAGGGAAUUGGGCCCAAUCUUUUGAAGGUUGCACCAAAUCCACUUGGGCUCAUUGGCUCCACCACCGGCCUCGAGUCGGUCGGGUCAGCUGACCCAACCGACCAGCUUAGUCAAGAUCUCAUCCUAUUCCGGACUAGCGUAGGGCUCAACCCACACACACCCGCGCAGCCGAACUCCAACACCAAAAACCUUUGCGUUUUCCAGACCGGUAUCGACCUCGACCGUCACCAUGUGCGCAGCACCCACCGCAAGGCUCCCAAGAGCGAGAACGUCUACUUGCAGGUGCUGGUGAAGCUCUACCGCUUCCUUGCCCGCCGCACGGAGUCCAACUUCAACAAGGCUGUUCUGCGCCGCCUGUUCAUGUCCCGCAUCAACCGCCCCCCUGUCUCGCUUUCCCGCAUCGCCGCGAACGUGAACGACACCCAGAAGGGCAAGACCGUCGUCGUUAUCGGUUCCGUCACCGAUGACAACCGUCUCCUGACCGUCCCCAAGCUGUCCGUUGCCGCUCUCCGUUUCACCGCUACUGCCCGUGCCCGCAUUGAGAAGGCCGGUGGUGAGACCCUCACUCUGGACCAGCUUGCUCUGCGCGCCCCUACCGGUGCCAACACUCUGCUCCUCCGUGGCCCCAAGAACGCCCGUGAGGCUGUUAAGCACUUCGGCUUCGGUCCUCACUCUCACAAGAAGCCCUACGUUGCCAGCAAGGGCCGCAAGUUCGAGCGUGCCCGUGGUCGCAGACGCUCCAAGGGUUUCAAGGUCUAAGCUUAGACCCUG